Racocetra persica is the source of this 2107-nucleotide messenger RNA. The record is from the annotation of a GenBank genome assembly. Lineage: Eukaryota; Fungi; Glomeromycota; Glomeromycetes; Diversisporales; Gigasporaceae.
AUGUCCAUAGUGAACACACUUCCUCCAGCAAUUGUCGUAGCAAUCAGUAGUAUAUCUAUAAUUUUACAAACUAUUCGAAAUCGAAAAAAAUAUUUUGAAAUACCACCAGACGAAGUUCCCGAUAAUAUAGCUGAUAAUGCGCGCUUCUCAACGGUAAAAAGGGAUGUCAUCAAACUUGGAAUUACGAUAUUGCAAACUGGACUGUUUACUUUUUUAUUCUUUUGGAAAAUUAAACAUGAAAUUAAUCUAAAUUUUGAUACAUUAAGUCCCGGGAUUCUUGCAAUUUGUUGGUUUUAUGCGCUUAUAAUUUCAAUUAUUGCUUUGACAUUGAAAUCAAGACGUUGGAAGUGGAUAUUAAAUGCAUAUUCAACUGCAUUUUAUUUUACAUCUUCUCUAUGCUCACUUUGGCAACUUAUAACUGUUAUAAAAUUUAAUGGUUCUUAUCGCAUAGACGAAAUAAUUGAAAAAUUAAUUGUAAUAUGUAACUUUGUUUUCUCUGUGAUGGCUACAUCGAUUGCUAUCACAACACCGAUGGGUCCACCAAUACUUCAAAAUGGAAGAGAUGUUUGUGCAAUCGAGUAUUGUUCAAUAUGGGACUUUAUUAAUAUUUCUUCUGCUUCUAAAUUAAUUCUCAAAGCUUACAAACAAAAGACUUUCAAUAAUAAUGAUCUUGACUUACUUCCAUUUGCUUAUCAAGCUAGGUCACUGUAUAAUGCUUUCAAAAAAACCAGAGGAAGUAAACUCUUGUAUCGAAUAUUGGUGACUAAUAAACAUGUCAUAGGCUUACAACUUUUAUUCACGAUAAUGGGUUCUGCAUUAUAUUAUACACCAAUAUUUUUCUUGUACCGUUUUCUAUCGUUUAUUCAAACAAGACCUGAAAAUGGAUCAUUGGAGCUUGGAUUUGUAUAUAUAUUUGGAAUGCUUAUAUCAUCUCUUAUAUUACGUUUUAUUAUUACACAGAAUUGGUUUUGGUCUGGAAACGCACUUAAUAUUAGUGUAAAGGGGAUGCUUAAUUCUGAAAUCUAUUCAAAAAGUUUAAGGAGAAUUGAUUCUCAUGUUUCAAUUGUGAAAGAUGAAUCUAAUAAAUCUGAGGACAAUUUGGAUGAUAUCGACAAUGAUAAUUCGUCUGUUGGCAAAGUUACUAAUCUUAUGUCAAUUGAUACAAAUCGUAUUAGUGAUUUCUCUGUAUGGUGGACAAAUAUAAUUGAUAGUCCGAUAGAAUUAGCAGUUGGCAUUUAUUUUUUAUAUCAAUUAUUGGGUGUGUCUUGUUUGCUCAGUUUGUUUGUCAUGAUCAUUACACUUCCAAUUAAUCAUCAAACGGCCAAGUUAUAUGCAAAAACUCAAGACAAGCUUAUGAGUGCUAGAGACCGUAGAGUGGAACUUAUGAAUGAAGUUUUACAAGGCAUUCGUAUGAUUAAAUUCUUUUCUUGGGAAAAGAAUUGGGAAAAUAAAGUAUUGGAGUCACGCAAAAUUGAGCUUAAAGAACUUCGAAAUAACUUUAUUUAUUUGUCCAUAUUUAAUUUAUUGUGGACGGCUUCACCUAUCUUAGUCACUAUUCUCAGUUUUUUCUUCUUUACCAAAAUUCAAGGAAAUGAGCUUACAGCUGCCAUUGCUUUCACUUCGAUAGCUAUUUUCAAUGAACUUCGAUUUGCCCUUAAUAAUCUGCCUGAAACUUUUAUGGAUGGACUUCAAGUAUUGAUCAGUAUACGUAGAAUAGAAAAAUUUUUAAAUGAGGAUGAGAUCAAUAUUCCUCCUGAAAAUGAUUAUCCAUUUAUGAAGUCAAUCACUUUUGAAAAAGCAACCAUCUCAUGGAAUAAGAUUAAGGAAAAUAGUGGUGAGUUUAUUAUGCAAGAUUUGAACUUGGAAUUUCCUGUGGGUGAAUUAAGUAUCAUUGGGGGACCAACCGGAUCCGGAAAGACAUUAUUAUUAAUGUCAAUUCUUGGAGAAACGAAUAUCAUUAGUGGCAGGAUCAAUGGUCCACGUUGUUCUACAUGUCCUAUUGAUAAAAAUAUCAAUGAAAACAACUGGAUUCUUCCGAAUUGUACCGCUUACGUUGCGCAACAAGCAUGGCUUCAAAAUUCUUCUAUUCGUGAUAAUGUUCUUUUUG